AUGUAUAAAACACAGACGAUCCCCACCUUUUCCAACCAAAAUGCAUUUCGCCAAGACCCUCCCCUCCUCUCCCUCGUCGCCCCCGUCGUGCUCGCCGACCUGGGCCUGGAGAGCGAAGACAUCCCCACCCAGUGCACGCAGGUGUGCGACCCUCUCCUCACCCUCUCGCGCCAGUGCGACGUCGACGACGACCAGGUCGGCGGCGACCGCAACGAGGACCUCCUCGAGAGGCAGUGCCUGUGCACGAACCAGAGCUUCGACGUCGCGGGCGUGGCUGCCCUUUGCGCUAGCUGCAUGAGCCAGAACGUCCGGGAGCGGGAUGACCUUGAGGACAUCGACGAGAUCAUGAGGACCUGCAACUUCCAGAGCACCACCUACGCCGUCAGCGCCACCACCAUCGUCGAGGGCGUCACCGUCACGGCUACCCGACCCACCGAUAUCAACCAGCUCACCACCACCGCCGGCUCGCAGCCCACGCCCAACAACGAUAACGGCAACAACAACGGCAACAACGACAACAACAACAACAACAACGGUGGCGAUAGCGGCGCGGCUGCCUUUGCGCCCGGCAUGAUGAUCUCCGUCGUUGCUGCUGCCUUUGCCGGCGCCAUGCUGAUCUAA
Parascedosporium putredinis is the source of this 621-nucleotide messenger RNA. NCBI's taxonomy places the organism in Eukaryota, Fungi, Ascomycota, Sordariomycetes, Microascales, Microascaceae. The record is from the annotation of a GenBank genome assembly.